Molecule: messenger RNA, 261 nt
Organism: Sclerotinia sclerotiorum 1980 UF-70
Lineage: Eukaryota; Fungi; Ascomycota; Leotiomycetes; Helotiales; Sclerotiniaceae
Exons: 3
Coding region: 1-261 (86 amino acids)
Source: RefSeq, a predicted model, not a curated record
AUGAGAAAGAGUAAAAGCGAAAGAAAGUGGAAGAAAGGGUGGGAGUUUGAGAUUUAUGAGGAUGUUGAUGGGGAUUUUGUCAAGAGGGAGGAUGUUUUAUCUGCGGAGAUAAAAGAAAUCAGAAAAAUCAGAGAAAUCAAAGGGAUAAGUGACAUGAGGUGGUUUGUGGGAGAGGGGAUAAGUGGUGUGAGUGAAGACAGGGAAGAUAAUGAGAAUAGGGAGGAGAAUACGACGAAGGCCAAAUUGGCAGAGGAGAUAUAA